This is a messenger RNA of Penicillium daleae, 1746 nucleotides long. Its product is annotated as putative tetracycline-efflux transporter. The record is from RefSeq and is a predicted model, not a curated record. Lineage: Eukaryota; Fungi; Ascomycota; Eurotiomycetes; Eurotiales; Aspergillaceae. Gene Ontology annotation, biological process: transmembrane transport. Gene Ontology annotation, molecular function: transmembrane transporter activity. The transcript has 3 exons. The coding region runs from base 1 to 1746 and encodes 581 amino acids. Gene Ontology annotation, cellular component: membrane.
AUGGAGAAUGAAGAGCUUUUCGCGGGCGAACCUGCCCUUGAUGCACGACAGCAAGCUGCGGAUGCCCAUCGCGCUGCAGCUGCAUCCACACAGACCCCCUUGCAAAUACACACAGAGCCUCUUCUGGCAGAAGAUGAUGAAUGGUAUCAGCAACACGAGGAACGAGUCCCCAGCAUAGAUGAUCGGCCGCGAUGGAGACGACCACAUAUCUGGUGGUUGCUGCCCUUCGGGCUCCUGUUCACCUUAGGCUUCGGUGGUCUCGCCGUCCCUAGAAUUAACCUGAUCAUGUCUCUGAUUUGUCGUGAUUAUUUUGCCGAAAAGACAUCGCAGGAUCCCAACUUCACCUACCUCCCCGUCAUCGUCGGCGAAGAUAACUCCCAGUGUCGACUACCGGAAAUCCAGUCUCUGGUUGCCAGAUUCCAGCUAUAUCUCAACCUUAUCACCGGUAUUAUAUCGGCUCUGGUGAGCCCCCGCCUAGGCCAUUUAUCCGAUCGCUAUGGAAGGACUAGAAUGAUUGCGCUUGGUGCAAUGGGUGCUGUUCUGAAUGAAGCCAUUACAUCCAUUGUUGCCUCUUGGCCGGAGAACAUGUCGAUCAAUAUACUCUUAGUUGGGGCGGUGAUGGACGGCCUGGGAGGGUCGUUCACUACGGCCCUGGCUUUGAUUCACUCAUACGCCUCAGACUGCACGUCACCUGAUCGAAGGAGCGUGGUUUUUGGUAUGUUUCACGGCGCUGUGUUCCUCGGAAUUGCCGCUGGACCAACUGGUGCUGCAUACUUGAUCAGUAAGACCGGGGAUUCCUUGAUUGUCUUCUACAUUGGCCUUGCGUUCCACAUAGUCUUCUGCCUUUCGGUCUACUUUAUUGUUCCCGAGUCUCUCUCUAAGGAACGACAGCUAGAAGCCCGGGAGCGUCAUCGUGUGAAGGAGGCUGAUGUCACCGAUAGCCGGUGGUUGUCCUUGAGGAACCUUAACCCUUUGAAUCUUCUCACGCCUCUCAAGAUUCUUAUGCCCGCUGUCGGACGACCAAGUGUCUUGUUCCCCAAUCGUCGGGGAGCAAGCCCAGCCCUGCGCAGGAACAUCGUCCUGCUUUCUGCGAUGGAUACUGCUGUUUUUGGGGUUGCUAUGGGCACUGUCCAGGUGAUUAUCAUCUACGCGGAGUACAUGUUCAAUUGGGGGAAUGUCGAGUCGAGCCUUUUCGUUUCUAUUAUCAAUGUCGUUCGUGUGGUGAAUCUUUUCGUUGUUCUCCCGAUUGUCGCCCGACUCUUCCGUACGCCAUCCGAAGAUGAUGGUGUGAUCCGCGGAUCGGACAAGCUGGACAUUGUUCUUAUCCGCCUGUCAGUUGUUUUCGACGUCCUCGGAUACAUUGGGUACGCGCUUUCGAAACAUCCAUCUGUCAUGAUUCUCUCCGGUGCCGUUGCGUCGCUUGGUGGGAUGGGCUCGCCUAUCUUGCAAUCAUCUCUCACCAAGCAUGUGCCUCACGAACGUGUGGGACAGUUGCUCGGCGCAACAGGCCUUUUGCAUGCACUCGCCAGGGUAGUCGCACCCACUAUCUUCAAUUUGAUCUAUAGCAUGACUGUUGCGACCUACCCGCAGGCUGUCUUUGUUUCUCUUGCAGCUGUAUUUGGAGUGGUAUUGUUUCUGGGCUUCCUUAUACGGCCCCAUGUCACUCUCGACGAAGAGCCGAUUUCGGAUGCCACCGUUGAGGCCAAUGAAGUGGGAGAAAGCGAAGAAGACCGGCUCCUCAUGUAA